AUAGAUAUCACGCAUCCGCCCACUUAACAAGUUACUGAAACUGAAAGUAAUAAUUAACCGAAAUGCGCAGUUCUUCCUUUUAUCUUAAAUACGAGAUAUUUUUUGUGAAGUUACGGUGAUGGAGAUACAUGAUUGUGUUUUAAUUGUUUUUCUCCUGGGCUUUGGAGUUGAUUUUUCUUCUCAAAACACACAGAAAAUUCAGCCCGAAUUGAGCGAAAAGAAAUGCUAUAUCAAAGAAAUUGAAUCUUUUAACCCGAAUGACUGCUCUGGAGUAGAAGAGGAUGGACACACGGUUAGACAUAAAGGGGGGUGCAUUGUUGAUGGUGAUCAGAUCCUCACAUGUGUACAUGGCCAUUGGUCUGGGACAGAUAGUUCAGUCGAAUUGUUACAGAGGAAUAAGCGGCUAGUAUGGGUAAAUGUCGCUGAGACAUUAAUGCGUUGCAUGGUAUUUUGUGGAGACGAAUUCCGCAAAGCUACCCAGAGCUGGCCUUCUUUUCCUAGACCAUGCACACCAAAGGAAAUCAAGAAUAAUUAUAAUGUUGAUGUUGGUGAGAACAGUGUCGUUGUUAAUUGGACAGUACCGUCGGCCACGGAUAGAAAAGGAGGUACUCCAAGAGUGAUACAAGUUGAGGGUGGUACAAAUGGUGGUCGGUUUCUUGGAACUACUUAUGGAAAGAAUCAUCGUAUCAAAUAUCAAGCUACAAAUUCAGACGGCCUGUCGGCAUACUGUUACUUUUCAUUCUCGGUCACAAUACUGACUUGUAAUCUCCUACCAUGGUCUGCUAAUAAUGGCACCAUAAAAUGUGACAAUAGGAAUAUUCUUGGAAGCACGUGUAACUAUACAUGCAACAAUGGGUAUAAAUUGACCGGACCUAGUACAAUAACGUGUGAAAACGCUGAGUCGCCAUCAUGGUCUGCAAUCCCAACUUGUGACAAAAUGAUAUGCAGUGAACCGAAAUACCCAUCACAUUCUACAGUCACUUGUUCGGACCCUUUCUACGGCUACCAAUCAAUUUGUUUAUUUAAUUGUGAUAGCGGAUACACGUUGAAAGGGGCCACACAUAUUCAGUGCCAGGCAGACGGAAAAUGGUCUAACUAUGAAACCUCAUCAUGCGUUGAUGGCACUCCGCCGACCAUCUCCUGUGUAACUCCGCAGAUAUUUUAUGCUGACCGAGGUGUAACAACAACAAAAACAAACUGGACACUUCCUACAGCGUCUGACAUUGCAGACGACAAUCCGUCCAUUGUACAAACAUACGGUCCAACAAUGGGAUCACUUCUGGAGGUUGGAACUAAAAUAGUAAAAUAUAAGGCAGUUAAUGUAAAUGGAAGAGAAUCUCAAGAAUGCUUUAUCCAGCUCCGUAUCGAAGAAAUAACUUGCGGGCACCCGUUAGAAAGCUUUACUGAUGACUUCAUGAGAUUCAACUGUUCUACACCAAAGUCUGGAUAUGUUUACGGUGCGUCUUGUCAGCUUUCUUGUAUCCUUAACCUACCACUUAACGGCACAGAUCUGAUCACGUGUGAGGACAAUGGCCAAU
Ruditapes philippinarum (Manila clam) is the source of this 1538-nucleotide messenger RNA. Its product is annotated as sushi, von Willebrand factor type A, EGF and pentraxin domain-containing protein 1-like. The record is from RefSeq and is a predicted model, not a curated record. Lineage: Eukaryota; Metazoa; Mollusca; Bivalvia; Venerida; Veneridae. Gene Ontology annotation, molecular function: calcium ion binding.